This is a messenger RNA of Aspergillus fumigatus Af293, 1458 nucleotides long. Its product is annotated as putative pyruvate dehydrogenase complex, dihydrolipoamide acetyltransferase component. The transcript is spliced from 4 exons. NCBI's taxonomy places the organism in Eukaryota, Fungi, Ascomycota, Eurotiomycetes, Eurotiales, Aspergillaceae. Bases 1 to 1458 code for a protein of 485 amino acids. Gene Ontology annotation, molecular function: dihydrolipoyllysine-residue acetyltransferase activity. Gene Ontology annotation, cellular component: pyruvate dehydrogenase complex. The record is from RefSeq and is a predicted model, not a curated record. Gene Ontology annotation, biological process: pyruvate decarboxylation to acetyl-CoA.
AUGGUUGCCUCAGCUGUCCGAAUGCGCAUUCCCAGCGCCAUGUUGUCAAAAGGCGGCCUCUACGUGAGGCGGCCUCACGUUAUUCACAGAUUCAAGGAUGCUGUCCAACCCCAAUUGCCUGCGUUAUCCGCCCUCUCCCGUUUCUAUGCCUCCAAGUCCUUUCCGCCCCACACCAUCAUCAGCAUGCCUGCCCUCUCGCCCACGAUGUCCGCAGGAAACAUUGGAGCUUGGCAGAAGAAGGCCGGUGAUUCCCUGUCGCCGGGUGAUGUUCUCGUGGAAAUCGAGACCGAUAAGGCACAGAUGGACUUUGAAUUUCAAGAGGAGGGUGUCUUGGCCAAGGUUCUGAAGGAGACUGGUGAGAAGGAUGUGGCUGUCGGCACUCCUAUCGCCGUCCUUGUGGAGGAAGGAACAGAUGUCGCCCCCUUUGAGAGCUUUACUCUGGAAGACGCUGGUGGUGAUAAGGGAACUGCUCCCCCCAAGGAGAGCAAGGAGGAGCCCAAGGCUGAGGCUGCACCAGCGCCCUCGACGCCCGAGCCUGCACCCGCCGCUCAGGAGCCUGAGACAUCUACUGAGAAGCUCCAGCCUAGCCUUGACCGUGAGCCCAACAUCAGCCCUGCUGCCAAGGCAUUGGCCCUGGAGAAAGGUGUUCCGAUCAAGGCUCUCAAGGGUACUGGGCGUGGUGGCCAGAUCACCAAGGAAGAUGUGGAGAAGUACAAGCCUAGCAUUUCCGCCGCCGCUGCCGCCCCUACGUAUGAAGACAUCCCUCUCACAUCUAUGCGCAAGACCAUUGCUACCCGUCUGCAGCAGUCGAUGAGAGAGAACCCUCACUUCUUCGUUUCGACCACUCUGUCCGUUACGAAGCUUCUGAAGCUACGCCAGGCUCUCAACGCUUCUGCUGAGGGCAAAUACAAGCUCUCCGUCAACGACUUCCUUGUCAAGGCUUGUGCUGCCGCUCUUAUGAAGGUCCCUGCGGUCAACUCGAGCUGGCGCGAGGAGAACGGCCAGGUUGUCAUCCGCCAGCACAACACCGUUGAUAUUAGUGUCGCUGUUGCCACUCCUAAUGGUCUUAUCACUCCCGUUGUCAAGAACGUACAUAGUCUUGGCCUUUCCAGCAUCUCUAACCAGAUCAAGGACCUCGGCAAGCGCGCUCGGGAGAACAAGCUCAAGCCUGAGGAGUACCAGGGCGGCACUUUUACCAUCAGCAACAUGGGCAUGAACCCUGCUGUUGAGCGGUUCACCGCUGUCAUCAACCCCCCUCAGGCUGCUAUCUUGGCCGUCGGCACCACCCGCAAGGUUGCUGUUCCCGUUGAGACCGAGGAGGGUACUUCUGUUGAGUGGGAUGACCAGAUUAUCGUGACUGGCAGCUUCGACCACAAGGUUGUCGAUGGUGCUGUUGGUGCUGAAUGGAUCAAGGAACUGAAGAAGAUUGUUGAGAACCCCCUUGAGCUUCUUCUGUGA